AAAAUUUAAAAUAGGAAUCUGAAAUUGAAGUAGUAAAAUAGAAAUGUUUGGAUGAGAAAACUCCAUCUGGUAUUCCAAUUACAAAUAAUAACAAAGAGAAAGAAAUACGAUACACCAACCUUAGAAACUAAAAAGUAAAAAUAAAUAAAUAAAACGUUAAGAAAAAAAGAUGUGAUUUAAAAUGAAAAGAGAAAUUUUUGCGUAAGUGAAUGGCCGUACAGUUUCUUCCCUAACCGGUGUUCCCGCGCUUUCACAAAACAGCCAUUGAAAAACUGCACUAAGAUUAGCUCAUCAAUCUGCGUUUCUCCAUUCGCAUUUCAACUUCCUUGCUUCUAAAUCCUUUCCCUAAUUCCUUCUUCUCUUAAACAACCAGGUUUUGAUUGACUGGUUACCGGUGACCCAUUUCCCCCAUCCCCUCCCUUUCCGGCCACCGUCGAUCAAAACCUGCCACCUCUUUUCACUUCUUUUACUACCCACCUUCUCUAUUCCGCUAGUUUAAGCUUUCAGUUUUUUCUUUUUUAAUUAGCUAACAUGGCCACCUCUGUAAAGGGCCUCUUAAAAGGAUUAAGAUACAUUUCACAGAUUUUCGAUGAGAAAGAACCAGAAAUGCAGAUUGGUCUUCCUACUGACGUUAAGCAUGUUGCUCAUAUUGGAUGGGAUGGUCCUUCUGGGAAUCAAAACAAUACACCUACUUGGAUGAACGAGUUUAAAUCUUCACCAAAAACUCAAACCUCAAACGAUUUGGUUAGUUCUAUUGGGGAACUUGAUCUUACUUCUACUAAUAUCCCCACUCAAGAGUCUGGAGACCUAGAUGUGCAAAAGGCAAGUCGAGCACCGAGGUCGAAACGCCAAACAUCGUCCGAGUCUUCGUCAGGUCUAGACUCUUCAUCUAAUCGGCGAAACUCGGAGAAGGGAUCUAGACGACAACGCUCAUCGUGCCCUUCAGGUGACUCUGGUCCUCAGGAAGGUAGUUCUCGAAGUUCACGACGUCGGCGUGGUGAAUCAAGCACAGAAAAUCCUGUCCCAAAACACUCGCAUCGGAGGAAAUCUAAGGGAUCGUCUGAUGGUGGUGAAUCAACGAGAUCAUCAAGAUCAAGAGAUAAUAACUCCUUAACAGACAUACCUCUCCCAGUUUUGGAAGCCGUGGAUGAAGAGAAGGGAUGAGCAGAAUUUCCAAACAAGGAACUAAACCGCUUUCAAAUGGUUCCUUGCCUGAGUAAGAACAAAUUUUUGUUACCUUGGAGAUGAUGUGAUUUUAGCUUCAGUAAUCAGUUAUAAUUUUAUUGCCAAGAAAGUUGUUUUGUAACAUGUACCAACCAAAAGCCAUUCUUCAAAAGAAUGUCCCACAUGUAAUCUGAAUUUUGAAUUUCUACUUAUUCAGUACCCCCCCCCCUUUUCAAUGCAGUGGUAUGAUCAUCACAAAUCACUGAUAUUGACAGAAGCAAUUGUAGUCACAAUAACAGCCACUUAGGUAGAGUUUAUUGUUACGUUGUCAAAUUUGUUGCAUAUUUUUGCAGCAUCUGAAACAUGUCAUCUCUCAAGUAAUACAAGUCUCUUUCCAUCUAAAUUAGUGUCUCUCUUUCUCCCUUUUGACCAUUGUUUUAUCCAUGCAUGUUAAUAAGGAUUACAUGAAAGCAUUUUAAGCUGUCUAACCUC
Molecule: messenger RNA, 1656 nt
Organism: Cucumis sativus (cucumber)
Lineage: Eukaryota; Viridiplantae; Streptophyta; Magnoliopsida; Cucurbitales; Cucurbitaceae
Product: CRIB domain-containing protein RIC5
Exons: 4
Coding region: 532-1164 (210 amino acids)
Source: RefSeq, a predicted model, not a curated record